Scatophagus argus is the source of this 2908-nucleotide messenger RNA. RefSeq names its product ADAM metallopeptidase domain 28 (gene adam28). Gene Ontology annotation, molecular function: metalloendopeptidase activity. Gene Ontology annotation, biological process: proteolysis. The coding region runs from base 130 to 2448 and encodes 772 amino acids. Lineage: Eukaryota; Metazoa; Chordata; Actinopteri; Scatophagidae. The record is from RefSeq and is a predicted model, not a curated record. The transcript is spliced from 22 exons. Gene Ontology annotation, cellular component: plasma membrane.
GUGACAGGUCCAGGAGGGCCGGCGAAGGUGUGGCCUCACUUGAACAGCCGCACAGUAUGCAGGUAGACAGCAUAAAGCCUGAUCAGAGCACCGAUAUGCUCUGUUACAGUGACUGUCUGCACUUGGACAAUGAUGCCAACACUCCUAUUGUGGAUCCUCAUCCUAAAUGCCUCACUCAAGCCCUCAGAAAGCCAUGGUCAUGGUCAUGAGUUUGAAGACGUUAAGGACUAUGAGGUGGUUCGACCCAUCAGACUUCACACAGUUAGAAAAAGACAUACGGAGAAUCUCAGGCCAGAGACCAUUAAGUAUGCGAUGAGGGUGGGAGGAAGACACAUUGAAAUGCAACUAGAAAAAAAUAAUGAAUUACUCACCAAAGACUACACUGAGACGUACUACAAAGAAGAUGGGACUCGAGUCACCACAACUCCAAAUGACAUCGAUCACUGCUACUAUCAUGGGAGGAUUGUGAAUGACAGCCAAUCAUCUGUUAGCAUCAGCACUUGUGAUGGACUCAGGGGUUACUUCAGAACAUCUGCCCAGAAGUACCUGAUUGAGCCCCUGUCUAAUGGCGAUGAGGGGGAUCAUGCAGUGAUGACUUUGAAUGAAACAAACUUCACGAGUGCAGUAUGUGGCGUCACCAACACGAGCUGGAGUACUGACUUUGAGCCCCCAACAAGCCGCAGCCGCUCCAGAUUUGGGGGUAAAUCUAUCGUCCAGCAACAGAAAUACAUUGAGCUGUUCCUUGUUGCUGAUAACCGUGAGUAUGUAAAGAUGAAGCAAAAUCAGAUAGAGCUGAGGAAGAGGAUAUUUGAAAUUGUCAACUUUGUCAACAUGGCAUACAAGCCCCUUAAGACAUUCAUUGCUCUGGUGGGGUUGGAGAUCUGGUCCAGCGGUGACUUGAUCUCUGUGACUCCCCCUGCUGGGGCCAACCUUGAUGCUUUCAUGAAAUAUAGAAACUCUGAGCUGGUGAAAAGGCAAAAGCAUGACAACGCACAUCUCAUCAGUGGCAUUGAUUUUGAAGGUGCAACAGUGGGACUGGCUUUCAUUGGGACUCUUUGCUCAGAUCACUCUGUUGGAGUAGUACAGGAUCACAACGACAGGGCCAUUGCAGUAGGAGCGACACUAGCUCAUGAGAUGGGCCAUAACCUGGGCAUGAACCACGAUGACUCGAGCGCCUGUGCUUGUUCUGGGGAUAGCUGCAUCAUGGCUGCAGCACUCAGCUGGAAUGUCCCUCGCACUUUCAGUAGCUGUAGCUACAGCAACUAUGAGAAAUACCUGACAGACCGCAACCCCAGCUGCCUGCUGGAUAAACCAGACUACAACAGUGUGGUGGCUCCUUCAGUCUGUGGGAAUGGGUUCUUGGAGAAAGGAGAGGAGUGUGACUGUGGCACAGUGGAGGAGUGCACCAACCCCUGCUGCAACGCCACCACCUGCACUCUGAAGGCGGGCUCACAGUGCUCAGAGGGCGACUGCUGUGAAAACUGUAAGAUCCUGCCUCGGUCCAGGGAGUGCCGCAGGAAGCAGGAUGAGUGUGAUUUGGAAGAGUACUGUGAUGGGAAGAGUGCCACCUGUCCUGAGGAUGUCUUUGCUGUUAACGGAAUCCCAUGUGACGGAGGACAGGGAUACUGCUACAAUGGCCAGUGUCCAAAAAGGCCAAACCAGUGUGUCAGGAUGUAUGGAUCAAGUGCUAUACAGGCCCGUCAGUACUGCUAUGACCAGAACACCAGAGGAACCUACUACGCCUUCUGCAAGCGUCCCUCAAAUAACCAGUACAUCCCUUGUCAGCCACAGGAUGUGCUUUGUGGGAAGCUCUUCUGCCACAAUGGUCAAGACAACCCAAACUAUGGCCGCAUGGUCAGGUUCAAUGACUGCAAGGCAGCUUUCUUUGACGAUUACACCAAAGAUUAUGGCCAGGUGGACACUGGGACUAAAUGUGGUGAUGGAAAGGUGUGCAGCCAGAAUGAGUGUGUGAAUCUUGAGACAGCUUACAGAAAUACAAACUGUUCAGCAAAAUGCCCAGGCCACGCAAUCUGCAAUCACAGGAGCGAGUGUCAGUGUGAGCCUGGUUGGGUGCCUCCUGACUGCACUUCAACGGAUCAAGCUUUCAGUUCAGUCCAGCUUUCUACUGGGGCAACUGUGGGCAUCGUGUUGGCAGUUUUGCUGCUGGUUUUAGGUAUUGUUGCUGGUGUGAUCGGGUUCAUCUGGAAAAAACGACAAAGCCCUUUUCCAUACACCCAAAGGAAGCAGGAACCAGUGGGCCAAACCAAUUUCAACCUCAACAGAGGGCCAGCUCCUAAUCAGCCCAUGCCAGUGCCACAGGUUGGAAGACCAAAGCCCAAAGGACCUCCACCCCCACCGCCUCCAGCAGGGAACAGACCUAAACCCUCAGCCCACAGUUACACAGCUGCACGUCAGGCUCUGAGGCCAGUGCCUCCACCAAAGGUCUGAUGUCACACAGUGCCACCUUUCAGCAAACCUGAGGAGACAAGAGGCUAGUCCAGAGAAGCAGAGAAGCUUUUUAGUACACCCGUUCUGUCACGACUGUUCCCUCUACAGUUUCUUUUUCUUUUGGUUUUUUACUGCAGUGCUGUCAGAAGCACAAUGGAGUGUGUGUACCAGCUGGGAAAAAACUGGAUUCAAAAACUGGUACUAUCAUGCCAUGCAUGGUGGAACUGUUAUUACAGGGAUGAACUUGUUGUUUUUUAAGGCACUUUUUUAUACUAUAGAGUUAGGGUGCAACUAGAAUUAGCUCCGGCCCUGAAUGUGAGCCAUAUCAUUUUAUACAUGUUGCAUUAUGUCUCAGUAAUGGCACAUAAUGUUGCACAAACGUGGAUUUUAUUGUCAAACAGUAUUUAGAAACUACAAUAUUUUAGUAUUUUAGGUUGUACAUAUCCUAUAUAUCCAAAUA